AUGGAAAGAGCAUGGAAAAGUAUAAAGACCAAGCUUGAUAAAGGUGAUUACUAUGAUGCCUAUCAACUUUUAUUAAGCCGUAUAUCUCGCCUACCUCCUAGUGAAUCCCUUAAUAUAGGUUUAGAAAAAGCAAAAAUAUUUGCAGAAUAUGGAAGCUCUGAUGUAGCAUGCUAUAUCUGCUGUCAUGUAAUAAAAGUGGCUAGGGAAAAUGGUAUUAAGUCUGAUAUAAAGGGGAUUGAUAAUAUUAUGGAUAUCUUAAAACUUUGUAAAUCUAGUCCUGAACGUUCUAAACUUUUAAAUGAAGCAUUAUUAUGGUGUAAAGUUAGUAAUAUGAAUGAAGGUGAGGAUAUAUUACAUAAAUGGGCAUCUAAUAUUUACUAUAAAGAAGGAAUUUAUCACAAAGCUCAAGGUCAUGUAAUAUUUAUAGAUGAUGCUGAUUUAUAUGUAGAUAUAUUACUUAAGUGGCAAGAAAUGGGUUAUAAAUCAGAAAAGGAAUUAUUUGUACUUAGAGCUGUAUUAAUUCUACUCUCAUUACCUAAAUUAAAUUAUGCAAGGGAAUUACUUGAUAAAUAUUGUUUAAUUAAUGGUUAUUUAAUUAAUAUAAAUAAUCUUGAACAAAACAAUAUUAAUAAAAUAAUUAAUAAGAAACCACCUAGUCCUAUCCAAUUAGCUUUCCUAAUUGUUUCUACAUGUGAAUUAUCAGAUAAAUAUUUGGGACUAGACUUUAUGGAUAUAAUCAAAAGGAAAUAUGCAUUAAUUUUAAGAAGAGAUCCACUUUUCAAUAAGUUAAUUGAGAAAAUUGAACAAAAUAUUCUUGGGAAAGUUUCCAACCAAACAAGAGGUAUACUUACUAAUCUCCUUUCUAUGUUUUCUAAUGGAACAACAGAGUCUAAAUAG
Molecule: messenger RNA, 897 nt
Organism: Cryptosporidium muris RN66
Lineage: Eukaryota; Apicomplexa; Conoidasida; Eucoccidiorida; Cryptosporidiidae
Exons: 1
Coding region: 1-897 (298 amino acids)
Biological process (GO): protein insertion into ER membrane
Cellular component (GO): cytosol
Molecular function (GO): protein binding
Source: RefSeq, a predicted model, not a curated record